GUGUGCGCUGUCACGGAUCACAUGACGCAGAAUAUGGCCUCCUGACUUGACUCCGUCCUCUUGACAGUCGACAGCUGUGUCUUCUAGCUCUGUAUCCACCGAAAAACUCCCGUUAAUCAAACACCGAAUCUAGCACUCCAGACCCCCCCGAGCUACGGCCACACCGAAUAACGGACCAUGGCGGACCAAGCAUAUGUGACGCUGGCCACAAAUGACAACUAUGCCAAAGGAGCGAUGGUUCUGGGAAGGUCGCUACGCAACCAUAACACAACCAAACAACUGGUGGUUCUGAUUGGACCUCACGUAGCAGAGCCCUGCAGGGCCAUGCUGAGUAGCAUCUAUGACGAGGUGUGUGUGGUGGAUAUCUUGGACUCUGGGGACACGGCCCACCUGGCCCUGAUGAAGAGACCAGACCUCGGAGUGACCUUCACCAAGCUGCACUGCUGGACACUCACACACUACACCAAGUGUGUGUUUAUGGACGCAGACACACUGGUGUUGUCCAACAUUGAUGAGCUGUUUGAGAGGGAGGAGUUAUCUGCUGCGCCUGAUCCUGGUUGGCCAGACUGUUUCAACUCAGGCGUGUUCGUCUUUAAACCGUCCAAUGAAACAUACCGCAGCCUUAUGACACACUGCACUGAGAACGGCAGCUUUGACGGUGGGGACCAAGGAGUUCUGAACAGUUUCUUCAAUACCUGGUCAACAGCAGACAUUUCCAAACACCUGCCUUUUAUCUACAACCUCAGCAGCACCGCUAUAUACACCUAUCUACCAGCCUUCAAACAGUACGGUCAUGAGGCUAAGGUGGUCCACUUCCUGGGGAAGGUGAAGCCAUGGAGCUACUCCUAUGACACCCAGACUGGGAAGGUCAAAGGUCACACCCUGACCCCUGGCUCUGGUGACCUGCACCCUGACUUCCUGGUUCAGUGGUGGAACCUCUACUCCUCAGGGGUCCUACCUGCUCUCAGAGACUCAUAUGGAGACGCACUGUUCUGCUCCGGCUGCACUGAGGAGGAGGUCUGUGACAGUGUGGUUGAGAUCAUCCUCCCCCCGCCUCCCUCUAAGGCGCCACAGGUGUCCAGUGAGGAGAGGAGGCAGCGAUGGGAGGCGGGCCUGGCGGACUACAUGGGAGCCGACUCCUUCGAAAGCAUCCAGAGGAAACUAGACUGCUUCCUCAAGUAGAGGGACAGAGGAGGGAUGACGGAUGGAAAGGGCAUCUAUUGGCAGGCAUGAGAUGUGUCAGUCAGGGUGGGGAUAAACAGGCAUUCGACCAAUCAGAAGAGAAAGCGGUAGAGCAUGGCGUAUUGAAAAACAGUCCCAUCCUGGGCCUCUCUCUCUCUCUCUCUCUCUCUGUUUUUCUCUCUCGGUAUGUGUGUGUGUGUGCGCAUGUGUGUGUGUGUGUGCGCAUGUGUGUGCGUGCGUGUGUUUGUGUGUUCGCGUGUGGCCUGGUCCUGCAGAAAUAACCCCUGCAGAGACUGGUCCAUUCAGUGUUUGAACACCCGUUUACUACACUAUGCAGCCCCCAUACCCCCACCUCAGCGCAGAAGCCUUGGUCAGUAAGUAAUGACUCAGUAAUAACCUCACAUAACCUCACUAUGAGGGAUUUCCCUCUAUAAAAUGGAAGAACUGUUAUUUUGUUUAUUAAGGUUUGCAUCCCAGUGGUUAUUUUUGCUCUCCAUAUGCGUGUUGUGCAUGGUUGUUUCUUUAUAUUAUGAAUAUUGUGAAGGAAGCCUGUUUCUAAAGUGGAAAACCCACUGUAGCACUUGUCAUUUCGCCAUGUCCUGUUUGUUGUCAUCUCUUCCUGAGGGGUUUCAUCACUUCCUGUGUAGUCUGACCAGUUGCCUUACCACCGUCAAAGACUCUUAUUUCACAACUAGGCCUAUUCUAGUUGUGGCCGUUCACUGUUUAUAGAAAACACUUCUCUGCUGCUGCCAGCUCCACUCUACUCCAUUCAACCCUCCUACAGACCUACCUCUACGCUCCACUCUACUCCAUUCAACCCUCCUACAGACCUACCUCUACGCUCCUCCAGCUCCACUCUACUCCAUUCAACCCUCCUACAGACCUACCUCUACGCUCCUCCAGCUCCACUCUACUCCAUUCAACCCUCCUACAGACCUACCUCUACGCUCCUCCAGCUCCACUCUACUCCAUUCAACCCUCCUACAGACCUACCUCUACGCUCCACUCUACUCCAUUCAACCCUCCUACAGACCUACCUCUACGCUCCUCCAGCUCCACUCUACUCCAUUCAACCCUCCUACAGACCUACCUCUACGCUCCUCCAGCUCCACUCUACUCCAUUCAACCCUCCUACAGACCUACCUCUACGCUCCUCCAGCUCCACUCUACUCCAUUCAACCCUCCUACAGACCUACCUCUACGCUCCUCCAGCUCCACUCUACUCCACCCUUCUCUACCCUCAACUUGACACCCCCCCCAUCUCCAACUCAACUCACCCCUCCUACAGCCCCACCUUGCCAACCCCCCCUCCACCACCCUCCAACAUCAACACCCUGAUGUCUCUUCCUCUCCCUGAAGUGUGUACCUUCAUCCCACCUUGUGGAUUUAAAACGAAUGGACUGGUGUGAGGAAAAUCAUGUCAGAUAUUAUUUUGACAUGGUGAAAACUCAAGUCCAUGAUUAAUCCAAUGCUUUCACAUCCAUGAAGGGGACUGAGUGAGCAGGACAAGUGCACACGGGGGCAUAAGGCCAGUAGGGAAUCCUAACACACACAGCCUAAAAUGAUAUAGUAAGUAAUGGGACGUAAUAGUUUUGUGGUCCCUCUUAAUACACCCACAAACGGCUCUAUAGAGAAGUUUCCAAACGCUGUGAAACCUUGUGUGUUCUGAACACACCCCGGUAGUUCUCACUGUUUCUGUUCUCUGUAGACACCUAAUAAAGGACUGGUGAAGAAGUCUC
This is a messenger RNA of Oncorhynchus mykiss (rainbow trout), 2921 nucleotides long. Its product is annotated as glycogenin-1. Gene Ontology annotation, molecular function: glycosyltransferase activity. The record is from RefSeq and is a predicted model, not a curated record. Lineage: Eukaryota; Metazoa; Chordata; Actinopteri; Salmoniformes; Salmonidae.